Molecule: messenger RNA, 1138 nt
Organism: Xenopus laevis (African clawed frog)
Lineage: Eukaryota; Metazoa; Chordata; Amphibia; Anura; Pipidae
Product: deoxyribonuclease gamma
Exons: 8
Coding region: 173-1078 (301 amino acids)
Source: RefSeq, a predicted model, not a curated record
UGAAGAACAAAGGGUGGAAAUCACUAGUGGUGACAUAUGUUUCAGUAGCAGAGAGAGGCCAGUGAUGGGCUUUUCUCCUCCAGGCGAAACACAUUGGUAGACAAUACACAACGUGUGCCUAAACCAAUUAUUUUCAAAGCAGGAAUUCCUUUUGACCUGCAGCUCUAGAUGUAUGGAUGAUGAUCAGGUUACACAACACUCAUCAGUCUUCUUCUUAUUGUCAAAUCAACACAAACCUGUUCUUCUUGUCUGGAAAUUGCCUGGAUAUAGGCUCUCGGCAGCCUCUCCCUCAUUUAUCCCUCCGCACGGCCCUAAGAAGGUUCAUGGAGGCAAACAGUCAACAACAAUUGCGGCACGUUAUGACAUCAUUGUGAUUCUAGAAGUGUUCGAUGCAAAGGAAAAAGCAGCCAAGAAGCUUGUGGAGCAGUUGAACAGCUGCAGUGACGGAGUUCGUUAUAAUUACGUUCUGAGCACACCUUUGGGGAGAAGAGAAUAUAAGGAACAAUACCUCUUUGUCUAUCGGGAGGAGCAGGUGAAGGUGAAGGAUACGUACCAGUAUGAGGAUAUGCAGCAUGGAGACGAAGAUUCCUUUGCCCGAGAACCCUUCAUUGUCAGAUUUGAAGCCAAAAAGUCUGCUGCGAAAGAUUUUGUUCUGAUUCCGAUACACACAACCCCAAAGGACUCGGUGCAGGAGAUCGAUGAGUUGUAUGACGUCUACGAGCAUGUUAAAAAGAAAUGGCGUACCAAGAAUAUAAUACUACUUGGAGACUUCAAUGCAGAUGGAGCCUACGUUUCAAACAAAAAAAUGAAGACGAUCCGGUUGAGGACAGAUCCUGAUUUACACUGGCUCAUUGACGACGACACAGAUACAACGGCUAUCAAAACAACAGAUUUCUCCUAUGACCGAAUUGUUGUUCACACUUCGAUUCUCAAACACAUUGUUCCCAAGUCAGCGAAACCUUUCAACUUUCAAGAGGAAUAUGAAUUGUCCUACGAUGAGGCUGUUGCAGUGAGCGAUCACUAUCCUGUGGAAGUAGAACUCAAUCCUGCAAAAGGAAUAAAACGAAAGAAGAAGUAACAUGAAAGGAUAUGUUCCUGUUUAGACUGUACCUUUAAUAAAAUACCUUUUUAUAUAUAA